AACAAAUGGGCUCGUCUUGUAUCAGGGGGUAAAUUAGUUUUUAAAACCCUUGUUUCGUCCCUUAACUCUCUCUUCUUCAGCCGUUCUCUCUGCUUUUUCGCUCUCUAUCUCUCUACAUAUACAUACAUAUAAUAUAUACAAUCAUAAGGUUAGUGUUUGAUAUUGAAUGCAAGUGAGUGAAUUGAGUUUGGUGAAUCUUGAAUUGGAAUUGAAUAAGAAUCGGUGAGCUAGGGUUUAAUAAUCGUCGGAGAUGGUCGCCGGGUCAAGAACAGAGGGCGGAGCGCAAAUACUGUCUGCUGGAGUGAGGAAAACGAUACAGUCGAUCAAAGAGAUUGUGGGGAAUCACUCUGAUGCUGAAAUUUACUCUACCCUCAAAGAAACCAAUAUGAAUCCUAAUGAAACUGCUCAGAAAUUGUUGAAUCAAGAUCCAUUUCACGAGGUGAAAAGAAAAAGAGACAAAAGGAAAGAGGUUACAGCGAACAUCGUCCACACUGCAUCACAACCAAACAAGCUUAGUGAACCUAUAAAUCAAGGGACCUUAUACAAUGUACAUUCUGAUCGCGACAUCCACAGAGGAGGAUCCAUCCAUAAUUCUGUGAAUCAAGGGAUCCUAUACAAUGCACAUUCUGAUCGCAACAUUCGUAGAGGAGGAGCUAAUCGAAAUUCUUUGCCUGAUGCAAAAGUAAUCAGAGAGUUUCGUGUUGUGAAGGACAACAGAACUUGUCAUAACCCUAAAAGCGAGAUAAGACCUCCAGUGCAAGACUCUCCUGAUAAGAGCAGCUCGAUUAUGACUUCCCAUGAGCAGAACCAGCCGGCGGAGCGUCAUUCAUCUAAAUCCUCAAAUGGGAAUACUGAUUCACAGCCCAGGCACCCCAGGGAAAUUAAGUCGAAUGAUAAGAAAGAACCAUCAGAGAAUAGGCGAGUUUCAGUUCCAAAGGAUAACCAACCAAUUGGAACAAAGAAGGCAAAUGAUCCCGAACCAAAUUCUGCAACUUCACCAAAGAACUCUGUGACGGGGUUGUAUUCGUCGUCUUCUGAUCCUGUUCAUGUGCCAUCACCUGAUUCCAGACCUGCAGCCAACAUUGGAGCUAUUAAGCGUGAGGUUGGGGCAGUUGGUGUGCGCCGUCUUACCGAUAUUUCUGCCAAGGCUUCAUCAACAGAAAGCCCUUCUUCCAAUCAACAUUUGGGACGUGAUGGUCGUUCUUCUGCUGCCAUAUCGAAAAGCGGCCAAUCUCCUCAAACUUCAGUUAAUGUUGCGGCCGUGAGGAGUAUUUCAGUCUCUAGACCCUCAGUGAAUAAUCAGCACGUUAACAGGCAGCAUCAAUCAUUGGGUCACCAAAAAGCUUCUUCCCAGUCCAACAAAGAGUGGAAACCAAAAUCUAGCAAAACGCAAAGUGCUGGUCCUGGAGUUAUUGGAACGCCUGCAAAAUCUGCUUCUCCUCCUGAGAAUGCAUCUAAGAGUUCGGAAGUAGAGGCAACUCAGUUGCAGGAUAAACUGUCACGAGUAAACAUUUCUGAGAACCAGAAUGUGAUUAUAGCUCCACAUAUACGACUCUCCACAACCGACAGGUAUCGAGUUACAUUUGGCAGCAUGGGGACAGAAUUUGAGCCUUUUAUGAAAACUGGGUCAGAAGCUAUCCAGGAUGCUGCGAAACCAAACGUUAUUCCUGCUGCAAGUGUACCAAUUGCUACUCCUGAGUCUUCUGGUAAUGAAUCUUCUAAGAGUAAGCAGUUAGAGUUGUUAGACGAACGUGUUCGCAUAUCUGGUUCAAGCUCACCUGCAUCCGCUUCGGUAUCUGAACAACAGUUGACUGAGACGAAGGAAACUUCGAGUCCUCAGGAUUUGGACAAUUAUGCAGACAUUGGAUUGGUCCGUGAGAAUAGUCCAUCCUACACUCCAUCCGAGUUACAACAGCACCAAGACCAUCCUCCUUCCCAAUUCCCAAUAUUUUCUGCGUAUGAUCCGCAAACUGUGUAUGAUAUUCCAUAUUUUAGAUCAACAGCUGAUGAAACUGCAAGGGUGCAAAGUCUUCAGUUUGCUCCAGAGGCCAUGAGCUCACAUGCAGUAAAUAGCAUCUCCUCAUCGGUAGCCAUGGUGCAACCACAAUUAGCACAGAUGUACCCGCAAGUUCACGUUUCUCAUUAUCCCAAUCUUAUGCCAUAUCGUCAGUUCAUUUCCCCAGUAUAUGUUCCACCAAUGGCUAUGCCAGCAGCAGGUUAUUCUAGUAACCCUGCAUAUCCUCAUCCAUCAAAUGGAAGCAGUUACUUGAUGAUGCCUGGAGGCAGCUCCCAUUUAUCUCAAAACGGUCUCAAGUAUGGAAUCCAGCAGUUUAAGCCAGUUCCCACUGGCAGUCAGACUGGGUUUGGAAACUUCACCAGUCCAAAUGGUUACGCUAUUAAUGCUCCUGGUGUUGGUAGUGCAACAGGACUUGAGGACUCAUCUAGGCUGAAGUUCAAAGACGGGAAUUUAUAUGUUCCAAAUCCACAGGCCGAGACUUCUGAAAUAUGGAUGAGUCCAAGGGACCUACCUAGUAUGCAAUCAGGUUCAUACUACAAUAUGACAGGACAAACACCUCAUGCCACAUAUCUGCCGUCACAUAACAGCCAUGCCCCAUUCAACGCAGCAGCACAAUCUUCUCACAUGCAAUUCCCAGGCAUGUACCACACUCCACAACCUGCUGGAAUCCCCAGUCCGCAUCAUUUAAGUCCUGCUAUGGGUGGUAAUGUUGGUGUUGGGGUGGCUGCAGGAGGGCCAGCAACCCAAGUUAACGCCUAUCAGCAACCUCAUCUGGGCCACAUGAAUUGGACAGGGAACUUCUAAAGUUCUUUCUAUGCGGAAUUUUCCUUUUUUGUAUGGGAUUGAGCUUAAUGUCUAUAGAAGUCCCCGCCCCUCCCCUCCCCCUUUAUUGUCAGGACAAAACUCUUACCAAAUCAACAAAUUAAUGCAUCUAGUUGUGUUGAAAUCUUUCUGUUACCCUUUUGGCUUUUCAGGCCUUUCUAUCAAGAAUACAGGGCAGUGACGUUCAUAUUA
Molecule: messenger RNA, 3031 nt
Organism: Daucus carota subsp. sativus
Lineage: Eukaryota; Viridiplantae; Streptophyta; Magnoliopsida; Apiales; Apiaceae
Product: GBF-interacting protein 1-like
Exons: 10
Coding region: 251-2821 (856 amino acids)
Molecular function (GO): protein binding
Source: RefSeq, a predicted model, not a curated record